Messenger RNA from Botrytis cinerea B05.10, 702 nucleotides. RefSeq lists its product as hypothetical. Lineage: Eukaryota; Fungi; Ascomycota; Leotiomycetes; Helotiales; Sclerotiniaceae. The coding region runs from base 124 to 498 and encodes 124 amino acids. The record is from RefSeq and is a predicted model, not a curated record. The transcript has a single exon.
GGUAUUGUUGAUCCUUUUCUGACUCGCUGCGUGGAAUUCCAAAUUCUUCGCUCAACUCGAGUGCCUCUCGUGCGAUCAUGCCCGCGUAGCAUCUGAGCAGACAUCGAAUCUUAAAUCUUGAUAAUGCUGACAUGGAGACUUUACUUUUCCGACGCAAUCGUUUCAAGUUUCACGAUAUCUCUUCACGACAAGUUUUGGGAGGAUCAUGAAAGUCGAGCUAGACUCAAAGGCACACAUAUUCCCGUGCUCCGUGGAUGGGGUAAAUGCACUCUCCAAACUCUAUUAGAGGAAAGAGUUGCUCCUUGCUCUUGUGAUUACGGGGGGUUUUAUCAAAAGUGGCACUUCAUACAUAUCAAAAGAAAUCAAACUCAGCCUAGAUUCCCAGGGGUUUCUAUCGACGGUCAGCUCAGAAACAGCCGCUGCAUCAUACUCUGUGUACGCUCUGUGCAAAUUCAUACUGUAGAUGAGAUGGAGAUGGAUGGCACACUGGACUGGUGAAUCCGGUGGUGAAAAUGCGUUUCGAUGGCGAGGUGGUGAGAAAGAGCUCUGAAGAUCGUGCCCUUUGGAUCGUGCUACCUACCUCCCCGUGCUUAUUUAUGAUUUGAGACGAUCCAUGUGUGACCGUGUACAGAGUGACCCAGCAUUCAAGGCUAGACUAGAAGCUACCAGACCUACAUCGUAGAACAACACCUACGUACAGCA